Messenger RNA from Gaeumannomyces tritici R3-111a-1, 324 nucleotides. RefSeq lists its product as hypothetical. The transcript has 2 exons. NCBI's taxonomy places the organism in Eukaryota, Fungi, Ascomycota, Sordariomycetes, Magnaporthales, Magnaporthaceae. The record is from RefSeq and is a predicted model, not a curated record. Bases 1 to 324 code for a protein of 107 amino acids.
AUGAGGUCCGCCAAGUGCUGGAGGCCGGCGGCCGCCCUCCGUGCUAUCCACAUGUUAAAAGCGUGUAUGGGGAAUUUAGAUUUGCGCGAGGAAUGCCGCCAGAUUGUCGAAUGCUGGCACAAGGAGGGCAAACUGCCGGUUCGCUCUCCAAUGUCCAGGACCAGAGCCAACCCUGGGUCGCCCUUUUUAGCAUAUGGAACCAAGGCACCUGCUUGUAAUUGUUCCGCCAGGUGGGAUUCGGCACAGUUACAUUUCCCACCCUGGGCGGCUUGCAACAUGCACCGGGAUCAGCUCAACUCGCACAAGAUCAGAUGUAUGGAGUAA